Messenger RNA from Fundulus heteroclitus (mummichog), 627 nucleotides. It is a transcript of the gene mrps28, whose product is annotated as mitochondrial ribosomal protein S28. Gene Ontology annotation, cellular component: mitochondrial small ribosomal subunit. The record is from RefSeq and is a predicted model, not a curated record. Bases 73 to 603 code for a protein of 176 amino acids. The transcript has a single exon. Lineage: Eukaryota; Metazoa; Chordata; Actinopteri; Cyprinodontiformes; Fundulidae.
AGCCAUGGGGCGGCGCUGUGGCCCAACAGGAAGUCAAAGGAAACUCGUCUUUUUCCGGUGUUGGAGGACAACAUGGCGGCCUUGUGUAAACUGAGGUUUGGGGUCCGGUCUGCGGCCCGGUUCUCCUCCUCAAUCUCUAUCCGGACCACCUUCAGUUCGGAUUGUGAAGACGGGACCAAAUCCGGAUCCGGUUUCGCGGCAGCCUUUCAGCGGCAGGCGGAGCUCCAGCGGGAGGCAGAGAGCUCCACGGCAGACCGGAGCGCCGCCGCCGUCCAGGAGCAGACCUUCGCCUCGCUUUUUCGGGACGUUCCGAACCCAGACCGGGUGGUGGUGGGUAACAUCUUCCAUGUGGUCCGCGACGACCUGUACAUCGACUUCGGCGGGAAGUUCCACUGCGUCUGCCGGAGACCCGCAGCCGGAGGAGAGAAGCUGCAGCGGGGCUCCAGGGUCCGGCUGAAGGUCCUGGACCCGGAGCUCACCGCGCGGUUCCUGGGAGCCAAGAGCGACACCACCCUCCUGGAGGCCCAGGCGGUGUUGCUGGGUCCGGUGGAGGGACGCGAGGCCCAGAAACGGGGGCAGAACCAGAACCAGAAGCAGGACUAAAGCAGGACUUAACCCGAACCCGAA